This is a messenger RNA of Salvelinus namaycush (lake trout), 2191 nucleotides long. Its product is annotated as proline-rich extensin-like protein EPR1. The transcript has 2 exons. The record is from RefSeq and is a predicted model, not a curated record. Lineage: Eukaryota; Metazoa; Chordata; Actinopteri; Salmoniformes; Salmonidae. The annotation marks the transcript as partial.
GAGGAGGCUGUUCCCUGGAACUCCCUCUCCUCCCCCUGUCUGGGGCUUCCACACUGCAGCCCACUGGGACCUAUUCUCCUCCCCCUGUCUGGGGCUUCCACACUGCAGCCCACUGGGACCUAUUCUCCUCCCCCUGUCUGGGGCUUCCACACUGCAGCCCACUGGGACCUAUUCUCCUCCCCUGUCUGGGGCUUCCACACUGCAGCCCACUGGGACCUAUUCUCCUCCCCUGUCUGGGGCUUCCACACUGCAGCCCACUGGGACCUAUUCUCCUCCCCCUGUCUGGGGCUUCCACACUGCAGCCCACUGGGACCUAUUCUCCUCCCCCUGUCUGGGGCUUCCACACUGCAGCCCACUGGGACCUAUUCUCCUCCCCCUGUCUGGGGCUUCCACACUGCAGCCCACUGGGACCUAUUCUCCUCCCCCUGUCUUGGGCUUCCACACUGCAGCCCACUGGGACCUAUUCUCCUCCCCUGUCUGGGGCUUCCACACUGCAGCCCACUGGGACCUAUUCUCCUCCCCCUGUCUGGGGCUUCCACACUGCAGCCCACUGGGACCUAUUCUCCUCCCCUGUCUGGGGCUUCCACACUGCAGCCCACUGGGACCUAUUCUCCUCCCCCUGUCUGGGGCUUCCACACUGCAGCCCACUGGGACCUAUUCUCCUCCCCCUGUCUGGGGCUUCCACACUGCAGCCCACUGGGACCUAUUCUCCUCCCCCUGUCUGGGGCUUCCACACUGCAGCCCACUGGGACCUAUUCUCCUCCCCCUGUCUUGGGCUUCCACACUGCAGCCCACUGGGACCUAUUCUCCUCCCCUGUCUGGGGCUUCCACACUGCAGCCCACUGGGACCUAUUCUCCUCCCCCUGUCUGGGGCUUCCACACUGCAGCCCACUGGGACCUAUUCUCCUCCCCUGUCUGGGGCUUCCACACUGCAGCCCACUGGGACCUAUUCUCCUCCCCCUGUCUGGGGCUUCCACACUGCAGCCCACUGGGACCUAUUCUCCUCCCCCUGUCUGGGGCUUCCACACUGCAGCCCACUGGGACCUAUUCUCCUCCCCCUGUCUGGGGCUUCCACACUGCAGCCCACUGGGACCUAUUCUCCUCCCCCUGUCUGGGGCUUCCACACUGCAGCCCACUGGGACCUAUUCUCCUCCCCCUGUCUGGGGCUUCCACACUGCAGCCCACUGGGACCUAUUCUCCUCCCCCUGUCUUGGGCUUCCACACUGCAGCCCACUGGGACCUAUUCUCCUCCCCUGUCUGGGGCUUCCACACUGCAGCCCACUGGGACCUAUUCUCCUCCCCCUGUCUGGGGCUUCCACACUGCAGCCCACUGGGACCUAUUCUCCUCCCCCUGUCUGGGGCUUCCACACUGCAGCCCACUGGGACCUAUUCUCCUCCCCCUGUCUUGGGCUUCCACACUGCAGCCCACUGGGACCUAUUCUCCUCCCCUGUCUGGGGCUUCCACACUGCAGCCCACUGGGACCUAUUCUCCUCCCCUGUCUGGGGCUUCCACACUGCAGCCCACUGGGACCUAUUCUCCUCCCCCUGUCUGGGGCUUCCACACUGCAGCCCUCUGGGACCUAUUCUCCUCCCCCUGUCUGGGGCUUCCACACUGCAGCCCACUGGGACCUAUUCUCCUCCCCUGUCUGGGGCUUCCACACUGCAGCCCACUGGGACCUAUUCUCCUCCCCCUGUCUGGGGCUUCCACACUGCAGCCCACUGGGACCUAUUCUCCUCCCCCUGUCUGGGGCUUCCACACUGCAGCCCACUGGGACCUAUUCUCCUCCCCCUGUCUGGGGCUUCCACACUGCAGCCCACUGGGACCUAUUCUCCUCCCCCUGUCUGGGGCUUCCACACUGCAGCCCACUGGGACCUAUUCUCCUCCCCCUGUCUGGGGCUUCCACACUGCAGCCCACUGGGACCUAUUCUCCUCCCCCUAUCUGGGGCUUCCACACUGCAGCCCACUGGGACCUAUUCUCCUCCCCCUGUCUGGGGCUUCCACACUGCAGCCCACUGGGACCUAUUCUCCUCCCCCUGUCUGGGGCUUCCACACUGCAGCCCACUGGGACCUAUUCUCCUCCCCCUAUCUGGGGCUUCCACACUGCAGCCCACUGGGACCUAUUCUCCUCCCCCUAUCUGGGGCUUCCACACUGCAGCCCACUGGGACCUAUUCUCCUCCCCCUAUAAAUAA